Molecule: messenger RNA, 1440 nt
Organism: Homalodisca vitripennis (glassy-winged sharpshooter)
Lineage: Eukaryota; Metazoa; Arthropoda; Insecta; Hemiptera; Cicadellidae
Product: alanine aminotransferase 2-like
Biological process (GO): biosynthetic process
Molecular function (GO): L-alanine:2-oxoglutarate transaminase activity; pyridoxal phosphate binding
Source: RefSeq, a predicted model, not a curated record
GGAGCAAAGAAACCUUUUACUGAAGUUCUUAAGGCAAAUAUAGGAGAUAGUCAUGCCUUAGGCCAGACUCCUAUAACGUUUAUCAGGCAGGUAUUGGCGUUAGUUCUUCUGCCAGAACUUCAAAAUGACUCCAAAUUCCCGGAUGAUGUCAAAAAACGGGCCAAAGAAAUUCUUGCUUGUUGCAGAGGUGGCAGUAUCGGAGCCUACUCGGACACUUGUGGUAUCAACAUAGUUCGGAGACGUAUUGCAGAGUACAUAGAACAGAGAGAUGGAGUACCUAGUAAUUGCGAUAACAUCCUGCUUGGCAGUGGUGCUUCAGAAAUAAUAAAGAGCAUUCUUAGUUUGUUGAAUGGACCUGUGGAGGGAAAAAGACCUGGGGUGAUGAUUCCUAUUCCACAGUAUCCGCUGUAUGCGGCUCGCAUAGUUGAGUUCGGCAUGGAACAGAUAGGCUACUAUUUGAAGGAAGAGAACAAUUGGUCUUUGGAGACAGAAGAGUUGGAGAGAGCCUACCGUGAGGCUGCCAAGAUCUGCAGACCUCGAGCUAUUGUUGUAAUUAAUCCCGGGAAUCCCACAGGCCAGGUCUUGACGCUUAAAAAUGUUCAAAGCAUCAUCAAGUUUGCGCACAAAUACAAUCUGUUCAUCUUUGCUGAUGAGGUUUAUCAGGACAAUAUCUAUGCCGAGGGAAGCAAGUUCCACUCAUUUAAGAGAGUGAUGACACAGAUGGGCUCCCCAUUUGACAAGAUAGAACUUGCCUCUUUCAUGUCUUGUUCUAAAGGAUACAUAGGAGAGUGUGGACUGCGAGGCGGCUACUCAGAGCUUGUCAACGUUGAUUCCAAAGUGAUGGGAAUAUUGGUAAAGUCUCUUGCAACAAGAAGGUGUCCCGGUACUAUUGGCCAAACAACAAUGUUCUGCUUGGUAAACCCUCCCAAGCCCGGAGAGCCCUCAUAUGAGAAGUUCAAGUCAGAGAAAGAAGGAGUGCUCAAAUCUCUGGCAGAAAGAGCCAAGAUGGUGGCAGACACAUUCAACAGUAUCCCUGGCAUGAGUUGUAAUGCAGUGCAAGGCGCCAUGUAUGCCUUUCCUCAGCUGAAGCUACCUGAAAAGGCUAUAGCGAAGGCUAAAGCAUUGAACCAGUGCCCGUCGACAUUCACUAACGUUUUUCAGUUACUGGAGAACACUGGAAUCUGUGUAGUUCCAGGAGUUGGUUUUGGCCAACAGCCUGGGACUUACCACUUCAGGACCACAAUACUGCCCCAGUCUGAGAAGCUGAAAAACAUGAUGGCAAAGAUAAAAGAAUUCCAUUUGAAAUUUUUGGAGGAAUACAAAUGACACAAACGGUUACUUGAUAAAAGAGGAAGAAUUUGCCAUUAUUUAUAUAUAAAAUAUAAAGUAUAUAUUAUCUGAAAAGGUUGUUUUAACAAAAUACAGAUUUUAUUAGCUGAA